Drosophila hydei is the source of this 1487-nucleotide messenger RNA. RefSeq names its product inactive non-canonical poly(A) RNA polymerase protein Trf4-2 (gene Trf4-2). NCBI's taxonomy places the organism in Eukaryota, Metazoa, Arthropoda, Insecta, Diptera, Drosophilidae. The record is from RefSeq and is a predicted model, not a curated record. Gene Ontology annotation, cellular component: TRAMP complex; nucleolus. The transcript has a single exon. Gene Ontology annotation, biological process: RNA 3'-end processing. Bases 264 to 1457 code for a protein of 397 amino acids. Gene Ontology annotation, molecular function: mRNA binding; poly(A) RNA polymerase activity.
AAUUUUUCGGCAUGAAAUGAACUGGGUGGCAACUCUGUAUAACGGCGCUGGCUUUGGCAUUUGUCUUGUUCUUGUUAUUCGGUUUGAAGAGAAAUUGAAAAAAAAAAAACAACAAAUUACGAAUUGGAAUUGCGAAUCGGCAUAGUUAGAUUUCCAUAGAGUAAGCUUCAAGUGUUGAAAAAAAGAAUAAAAAAUAGAAAAAUAGAAUACGAGAGUGGAGUUACGGCUCUCAACUUUUGUUUACAAUUCAAGAAGGAAGCAAGAUGAGCAAAGUCGCAGAUCAGCGCGAGCCUUGGCUAUUGCCAAAUUUUGAAUAUGGCAGCGGGGUAGCCGCGCUUCAUCAAGAGAUUGAGCAUUUCUACAACUACAUAAUAUCAACGCCCACGGAGUAUAUGAUGCGAGUGGAGGCUGUGCAUCGAAUUGAGCGUGUUGUACUUAGCAUUUGGCCCGAUGCCUGCAUUGAAGUCUUCGGCUCUUUUCGCACCGGUUUAAAUCUUCCCAUAUCCGAUAUCGAUAUUGCAGUUAACAAUUUUUAUUGGCAAGGCGCGCCGUUGCUUGAGCUAAAAAAUGCGCUGAUCGCGCGAGGAGUAGCGGAUAACGUCAAUGUCCUGGACAAGGCCUCGGUGCCGGUUGUUAAGUUUACGGAGCUGAUAUCACAAAUAAAGUUUGAUAUUUCAUUCAAUACGACGUCGGGCGUAAAGGCGGCAGAACUUGUGCAGCGGUUUAUAGAGCAGUAUCCAGAGCUGCCCAAACUGGUCAUAGUGCUGAAACAAUAUCUACUACUGCAAGGUUUAAAUGAGGUAUACAGCUCGGGCGGUAUUUCAUCAUAUGCCGUCACACUCAUGUGCAUCAGCUUCCUGCAGCAACAGUCGUUAAACGAGACUAAGAUCUGCAAGAAUGACAACAAAUUGGGAAAGCUAUUGCUUAAGUUCCUGGACUUUUAUGGACGCAAGUUUGACUACUUUAAGUAUGGAAUCUCAGUGCGUGGUAGCGGGGGCAGCGUGGAGAAGUGUGUUCUACAAAGUACAUUCGGUGAUUACAACUGGUUGUCGGUGCUGACCAUUGAGGAUCCCAUUACGCCGACCAAUGAUAUUGGACGCAGCUCGUUUGGAGCACUGGAUGUGAAGCAAGGCUUUGAAAUAGCCUUUUUAAAAUUAUCAAAGCUGGUUGACCUGGACUCCUCAAAAACAAGUGGGUCAAUUCUGGCCAGCAUAGUCAAUCUUCCACAAUCUGUGAUAAGCUAUCGAAAUUGGGUGCACUAUAAAUUUAGACAUUUGGCCAGCAUCAGUGCGCAGCCCAUAAAUGGAAUAGAGCGAUAUUUUGACAUUGCCGUCAAAUUACGAUUAAAUGCGACCACUUCGGAAGAUGAACAGGAGAAUAAAAAGGAGAUUGGUAGCAAUCUCAAUGGCAUGCCUUUGACCCACAAUGGCUGUCAAUACAAAGGCCUGGGAUGUUAGUUUUAAGAUAUUUACAAUUAUUUCCAAAUA